CUGCGUUGGAAACCGCACUGCCACGACGUACAUCAGAAAAUAUGCUCCAAUACGUCGGACAUCAUAAACCUAGCUUGUCCAAAUAUACUGCAUUUUCAAUUUAGAGCAUUUCUUGACUCUGAAAUUCGAGUAUUUGACGCCCAUUUGAAGCAAGUGACAUGGAUGGACGAAAAAUCGAGAGCAGCCGCCAUUCUAAAGGCCGACAACAUCCAGUAUAACGUUGGAUAUCCUAGGUGGAUUUUGAAUGACACGAAAUUGGAUCGAUUCUACGAGCCGUUAUCAGUGAAAAGCACUGAAGACAUUUUCGACUGCAUGUUGAAUCUGUAUGCGUUUGCCGCUGACAAAAAUUUUGAAAGGAUGGCGCAGAAGCCGGUACGGGAUGAUUUCCAGAUGACCGUGGCCACCGUCAACGCCUGGUACUCGCCGGAAUAUAAUUCGAUUACGAUUCCUGCUAGCAUCAUGAAUGCACCAUUUUUCCGAGUAGACUACCCCGCGGCCAAGAACUUUGGAGCGAUGGGCUCCAUCAUAGGACAUGAACUGAUACACGGCUAUGACAAUCAGGGUAUGAAAUACAACUACAACGGGACUCGCGAAACCUGGAUGACGGAUGAAUCGAAAGCUGGCUUCGACAACAUGAGUGACUGCAUCGUUGAGCAGUACAACAAAACCUGCUAUCCUUACAUGAGCAUGUGCGUCAACGGUAACCAAACUUUGGGAGAAAACAUCGCCGAUAUUGGCGGCAUUAAAGUGGCCUUCUACGCCUAUCAGAAGUACGUCAGUGAGCACGGAAAAGAACCGAGACUUCCAGGACUGGAAGACUUUUCCAUGGAGAAGAUCUUCUUCUUGUCGUUCGCUCAGCUAUGGUGCGAAAAACAGUCGAUAACCUCACUCUAUCUUCAGAUCAUUCAGGACGAGCACAGCCCGGCCAAAGUUCGAGUCAUAAACACGUUGAGAAAUUUCAACGAAUUUAGCAAAACCUUUGGUUGCAAACCUGGUGCAGCCAUGAAUCCG
Messenger RNA from Soboliphyme baturini, 1011 nucleotides. NCBI's taxonomy places the organism in Eukaryota, Metazoa, Nematoda, Enoplea, Dioctophymatida, Soboliphymatidae. The record is from the annotation of a GenBank genome assembly.